Microstroma glucosiphilum is the source of this 150-nucleotide messenger RNA. Its product is annotated as GATA-domain-containing protein. The transcript has a single exon. Gene Ontology annotation, biological process: positive regulation of transcription by RNA polymerase II; negative regulation of transcription by RNA polymerase II. Gene Ontology annotation, molecular function: zinc ion binding; DNA-binding transcription factor activity, RNA polymerase II-specific; RNA polymerase II cis-regulatory region sequence-specific DNA binding. NCBI's taxonomy places the organism in Eukaryota, Fungi, Basidiomycota, Exobasidiomycetes, Microstromatales, Microstromataceae. The record is from RefSeq and is a predicted model, not a curated record. The annotation marks the transcript as partial.
UGUUCCAACUGUACGACGACGAAGACGCCCCUAUGGCGUCGAGACCCUGAUGGGAAGCCUCUGUGCAACGCUUGUGGUCUCUUCCUGAAGCUUCACGGGACCAUCAGACCGCCCACCAUGAAGAAUGAGAACAUCAAGAGAAGGAACCGU